AUAAAAAGCCCAUCAUGGCAGACUUUGUACCGGCUAACGCCCCGAAAGCGAAGCAUGAUUCUGUUGGCGAAGCCGUCGACAUUGUCGACUCUGCGAACUUACCUCAUCCAUCGCCUUGGCUUCUCAAGAACUUCAUCGGACAGGCACUCAAUCCACGGGUUUCUGCCGGCUACGUUCUCAGUGCAUGCGAACCUUGUGGAGAUGACAAUGAAUUGCGGCGGUCCAAACUUCUCAGGCUGGUGGAUGACUGGAAGUACAUUGUGGAAGCAAUCUCACAUCAUGGAGUUACUCCGCCGAGUCCAGACUCUGAUACGAAAGCCUUGAUUGCUAGGCGUGAUGGCCACAAAUGUUGCAUUACUGGCAAAGAAGGGACAUCACGUGAUCCCCUGAUCGUUGCACCCAUACUCCCCAUUCCAUCGACAUGGUGCUAUGCCGAGCCCCGGAACCUUGCCGUAGUUCCGAUGCUCGGAGCCUUCUUCAGCCAGCAGUACCGGGAUUGGUGGCUGGCAUACAUCAAGAACCCAAACAACACUAAUCCACUCCACAACCACUGGCUUGUCCGAAAGUCUAUUGCAAAAGCUUAUGCUGAGGGCCGCCUUGCUCUGCAGAGACAGAUGCCAUCACUGGUCGAGUAUAAGGUGAAAAAUGUGCAAGUUGCGAUGCUGUCAGAGUAUAUUGAGGUGGACGGCCCGAUCGCACUUUUGGGGGAUCACUCGCGAUGGGGCAUCCCCAAAGUAGACCCUCGAUUUCCUGGUACCCAGUCUCGACUUGCAGAAAGCAUGAGAUGGCUGGCAUUGGCCGAGGAUAUGAACAAGCUCAACACGCCCAACCCCAAGCGAACAGGACUAGGGACUUCUUUUCUGGGUUUGCGCUCAGGACUUGUUAGCCUCAGCUCAUCCUUUUCCCAACGUCUCGGAUACAUCUUGCUUGCCAUUUGGCGAAGGUUUCCUGACUCUAUGCGGGUGGCCUUCUACAAACUCCUGCGCCAAGUGGGACAUCGAAUAUACGGGAGAGGGCACGAGGAUACCCUAAACACGCAAAGACUCCCUUUUGGACUCUAUUUCAAAACCGGACACGGCCCUGAGGAGAUGCGUAACGAGUUUCGUGCGCUGCAGCUGGUUCAAGAGCAUACCAACAUCCCCGCUCCGAGGCCGAUAGACCUUGCUUUCAUCCCGAAAGAUGUCGAUGGUAAAGAACAGGGUUUUAUGAUCACAUCUCGCGUGCCCGGCCACCAACUCGCUGCAGCAAAUGAUAUGAUGUCCGAACUCGACGAGGCAGGCCUUGUGGCUCAGAUGCAGGACUAUAUCAAGCAACUCCGUCGCAUCCCCAACACGGUGAAUUCGGAGAAGCCGAUUUGCAACACCUUCGGAGGCCCCAUCCGCGACAUGCGGAUCCGCUGGGCCGACCCAUAUGGCCCCUUUAGGGACGAGGUUAGCUUCAGCAAAAUCCUACGUUUCCCCGACGAUCCGGGCCGCUCGGGACAUGAAAUCUACUUUACGCACGGCGACCUCAACUUCCGCAACAUUCUGAUCGGCAUCGUGCCGCUACCUGACGGGUCGCGGGGAUGGAGGGUGACCGGGAUCGUAGACUGGGAAAUGGCUGGCUUCAUGCCAUAAUACUGGGACUACACCAAGUCCAUGUACGAGAGGGAUCGAUACCCGGAAAGGCUGCAGCGGAUGUACCACGCCAUAUUCAGGGGGCUUGGUGACUAUACCCAGGAGUAUGCCGUCGAGCUCAGGAGCUGGGAGGCUGGUGACAAUUAGUCGCCGUUUCAAUACCACCAUCAUGAAGAGGACCGAACUGCUUUCACCAUCCCUAUCCUAUAUAUGGGAUGACUUGUUCGAUUUGGAUUUGCUUGAUAACGAGAUUGUCAAAGUGGACCGCACUGCUUUAUUCUGAAGUCGUUGUUGGAUGAGCCUUGAGAUGGAUGGCGGCAGGGAGAUUUCCACUGGGCGGGCGAAUAAUGUGUUCUGUCUGGUCUAUGUUGACUUUGAAACAUGUUUCCUGCCACUCUUGGCGAUCGUUUACAACACCUGGAUCCACCACCUUCCUCCAACCCCGCUCGCGAUCUAUGUUCAAUUCCCACUUAUAGUAUCCACGAUACCCACCUUGUUAGUGCGAAUACCUCACUCGCCUUGGCUCUCUUUUCUCUCCCAACUGUGUCAUCAGUUUUGCGCUUCUAACCUCAUUCCGUAGC
Messenger RNA from Pyricularia grisea, 2197 nucleotides. RefSeq lists its product as uncharacterized. Bases 15 to 1616 code for a protein of 533 amino acids. The record is from RefSeq and is a predicted model, not a curated record. NCBI's taxonomy places the organism in Eukaryota, Fungi, Ascomycota, Sordariomycetes, Magnaporthales, Pyriculariaceae. The transcript is spliced from 3 exons.